AUGUUUCCAGUGUGAUUGUCUUGACUGCUGGUGGGUUUCAGGUGUUCUGCUGCCACCUUGAUUGAAAAAAAAAAAGAAGAAGAAGAAGGAGAAGAAGAAAUAUGGAUGAAGUGACCCCAACCCCAGACGAUUAUGGAUACUGGCAGGACUAUGGAGUUGAGUAUGACAAUUACACUUUUCUCGACGGCACCAGCGGGGUUCAUGCCAAACCGUGCUCUCAGGAGGACAUCUACAGCUUUGCGCAGACCUACUCUCCGGUUGUGUUCAGCCUGGUGUUCGUCCUGGCCGUCGUGGGCAACGUGCUGGUGCUCUGCGUGAUCCGACGCUACCGGAACUCACAGUACGGUGGGGCCUGCGCCUUCUCCCUGACGGACACCUUCCUCCUCCACCUGGCCAUCUCUGACCUCCUGCUGGCCUUCACCCUGCCGCUGUUCGCCGUGCAGUGGGCUCACGAGUGGGUGUUCGGCGUGGCCGUGUGCAAGCUCUCCGGCGCCCUCUUCUCCCUGAACCGCUACAGCGGGAUCCUCUUCCUGGCCUGCAUCAGCUUCGACCGGUACCUGGCCAUCGUCCACGCCGUCAGCUCCAGCUGGAAGCGCAACACCUGCCACGCCCAGAUUGCGUGCGCCGUCAUCUGGGUGUGCUGCCUGGGCCUGAGCGUGGUGGACAUCACGUUCAAACAGGUGGUGGAGCCGAGCCCCGUGGGCGGUCACUCGGCGCACCUGUGCCAGAUGUGGUUCACCGAGAACUCCACGCAGUGGCUGCUGGGGCUGCAGCUCGUCAGCGUGGUUCUGGGUUUCGUGCUCCCCCUGCUGAUCAUGCUCUACUGCUACAUCCGCAUCUUCAGGUCCCUGUGCAACGCCACCCGCCGCCAAAAGCGCAAGUCCCUCCGCCUCAUCAUCUCCUUAGUGUCCGUGUUUGUCAUCUGCUGGGCGCCGUUCAACGGCUUCCAGCUGGCGGACAGUCUGGAGAAGCUGGGCCUGGUGACUGGAGGUUGCCAGUUUGGCCGCGUGGUGGACAUCGGCCACGUGGUCACCGAGAGCGUGGGGCUGUCGCACUGCGCCCUGAACCCCGUCCUGUACGGCUUCGUCGGGGUGAAGUUCAGGAGGGAGCUGGUUAGAAUGUGCAAGGGGCUGCUGGGACAGAGGGGACUGCUGGGAGGGGAGGGAUGGGGCAGCAGCAGGAGGAGGAUCAGCAGGACCACAGGCUCCUUCAGCUCUGCAGAGAGCGAACACACGUCCUAUUCUGUCAUGGUGUGAAACUGCUCAGGGAGACGAGAAUGAAGAGGAAGAAAUGAGUGCGGCUGUGAGAAAGAUUUAGCAAGAAAGGCCUAAAAGAAAAUCAGUUUAAUUAAGACUAAACUAGGGAUGCACGAUUGGGAAAUUUACAUUACACGCUAUUAAUUAAAGCUGCAGCUAGAGGCUCCGAUACAGUAGGUGGCGGUAUACACCUUGUAAAGUUGGAUAAACACAGAAGAGGAAGAAGAAAGUGCAAGUUGUAGUCGCGCUUUGCCGUAGAACUGCUGUUCUUGUGUAGAAAGGCCUUAGCUCUUUUAUAUUUGCAUUUUGAAAUAUGUAAUAAUAAAAAAAUUAAA
Acanthopagrus latus (yellowfin seabream) is the source of this 1591-nucleotide messenger RNA. It is a transcript of the gene cxcr3.2, whose product is annotated as chemokine (C-X-C motif) receptor 3, tandem duplicate 2. Gene Ontology annotation, biological process: G protein-coupled receptor signaling pathway; chemotaxis; immune response. The coding region runs from base 102 to 1256 and encodes 384 amino acids. Gene Ontology annotation, cellular component: membrane. The transcript is spliced from 2 exons. The record is from RefSeq and is a predicted model, not a curated record. Lineage: Eukaryota; Metazoa; Chordata; Actinopteri; Spariformes; Sparidae. Gene Ontology annotation, molecular function: chemokine receptor activity.